AUGGAUGCUGAACUUCCAGGUGGGGUAAAUGUCGGCGAUUGCUCAGCGCGGUUUACAUCCAGGGUAUCCGAGGGACUCACUCCACCAGGAUAUAAGACACACAGCAAACCUGGCUCAAAUCAACCAUCCAAAGAUACGCCCAUCGACAUGUCCUACCCGACAUUCAAUUUCCACACGACCGCUGAAGACGUUGCGACGGCUUUUGCGGAUUACAUCAAGGGAAAGAACGUUAUUGUCACCGGCACCUCCAUCAACGGAAUAGGUUUUGAAGCUGCACGGGUGAUCGCGAAAUAUGCGAAUCUUGUUGUGAUCACUGGGUACAACGAGGAGCGGUUGAAACUCGCUGAGGCGGCAAUCAAGAAGGAGGUACCGCAGGCUAACAUUCGGAUCCUCAUCCUCGACCUCUCGUCCCUCGCCGCCGUGCGAGCCGCAGCAGCACAGGUCAACGCCUAUGAAGAGCCAAUCCACGUCCUGAUCAACAAUGCCGCGGCGCCGGUGGCUCCGCUGAAGCUCACCGUGGACGGACUGGAGCGUCAGAUGGCUACCGACCAUUUCGGGCCGUUCCUCUUCACUGCGCUCAUUACGUCGAAGAUUCUUGCAGCCCGGAUGGAGAAUUUCACGCCGCGGGUCGUAUUCGUGUCGAGUAUCGGGCAUAGCCUGUGUCAGGGAGUUGACUUUGGAACGCUGAGGAAGCCGAACGCGGAUACGUACGGGGCGUUCAAUGCUUACUUCCAAGCCAAGUCUGCCAACGUAUUGACGGCGGCUGAGCUCUCGCGGAGGUCCGGUGGGAAGAUCAACAGCUAUAGUCUGCAUCCUGGAACGAUCCUGACAAACCUCGUUGGCAAGGAAGAGUCGCAGGAGCAUCUCAAGGAACUGGGUGUCUUACUGCCCGACGGCCAACAGAACACUAAGAUCGUUGAGUGGAAGACGAUCCCGGAGGGCACGGCUACGACCGUGGCUGCGGCGUUCGACCCCCGCCUCGAUGCGACCCCCGGAGCAUACCUCGACGAUUCCCAGGUCGCCAAUGACAAAAUCGAAGAACACUCUGCGGAUCCGGCUAAUGCGGCCAAACUGUGGGAUCUGUCGGAGGAAAUUGUUGCAACGAAGUUCAUCUUCGAGUAGAAAAACGGUUGUGUAGCAUGGCACGAGAUCCCGUCGUACCCACCUACCAUUUGUGACAGC
Molecule: messenger RNA, 1182 nt
Organism: Mycena citricolor
Lineage: Eukaryota; Fungi; Basidiomycota; Agaricomycetes; Agaricales; Mycenaceae
Source: the annotation of a GenBank genome assembly